Molecule: messenger RNA, 1248 nt
Organism: Phlebotomus argentipes
Lineage: Eukaryota; Metazoa; Arthropoda; Insecta; Diptera; Psychodidae
Exons: 6
Coding region: 424-1248 (274 amino acids)
Biological process (GO): nervous system development
Cellular component (GO): signaling receptor complex; external side of plasma membrane
Molecular function (GO): signaling receptor activity
Source: RefSeq, a predicted model, not a curated record
CGUAGCACGGGAAUAAUCAAACGAAACUAUACAUAAAAAGAUUCUAACAUUAAGGAGGAGAAUAUAAGAAGAAAAUCAAUUUCAUUUCCCUUAACACUAUAACUAAUAAAACCAACUUUAUACCGCGAAGAAAAGAUAUUCUAAAUAUUUACACUUGAUGUGUCUGAGAACAAUAAGAUUUACUAUUAAAUAGUGACACUGUGUAGGCUUAAUUGAACACAAAACUUGCGUCUCAUACAAAAUGUCGUGAUGUGAAAUGUAAAUUUAAAAGCAAUACUUGAUGAAUUUUGCCGUAGAAUGUAGCGUCAGGAUAUGAAAGAAAAUAACAUCAUGAAACACCGACUAUAUAAAUAUGACAAUAACUAACUGAUAAUAGUACGAACUCUUGAAAAAGAUGUACGUGAAAAUGUAUUUUAUAGUGUUAUGAAUUUGGGCAAUAACGAAUUAUCCAGUAAGAUUGAAAUGGAUCCAGUGAAGAUGCAAGGGACCAUAUUAUUUGCCUAUAUCGCAUAUAUUGCAAUUAGUAUGGUGAAUUAUGCCGAAAGCAGUGAAUUUCCAGAAAGAGAGUGUUGUGAUCCAAUUUAUCCACCGAUACCAAAUCCGGAACCUGUGCCUCCAGCACUUCCAACAACAACCAUUUCACCAUCGUCGCCUACACCAACGGGACGUUCAGGACCAAACAUCAAAACAGCUAUUGCUAUUUUGAACUGUAUUUUGGCGAGGCAGUUAUGUUUCGAGGAUCCAUCAUGUUCAGCAAUAUUAGAGAUUAUUCCGAGAGUAUGCGGUCCAGUACCAGUGUCUUGCAGUACAGUAACUGUUACAAAAUGUCAAGCCGCCCUGAGAACACUACAAGCAUUUCCCUUCUUUCGACCAACUUGCUUGUGCAAAGAGCCUGGAGUUGAUCCUGAAUGCAACUAUUUUCGAGACUUCCUUUUUGAUCAUCCAUGUGGCUUUGUACAGAAGAAAGAAAAAGAUCCAUAUCCCAUUGAUGCAUUGCCAACGUGCAAUCAUGCUUUGUCAGUAUGUCAACAGGAGAGAAAGUGCAUAAAACUAUUCGAGGACUUUAAGAUACACUGCAAAGUUCGUGAGAACAAGUGUCGCAUGGAGGACAGGGAUCUGUGUCACGAAGCCUGGACAAAUCUACGCUUAUCCCCGAUGUUUGGCUGCAUCUGUCCCAACAAUCACAUGAAACGGAGGUGCGAUCGAAUUUUCAGUAUGGUUAAUCACAACCCGUGCGUGGGUAAGUAA